Molecule: messenger RNA, 2374 nt
Organism: Chenopodium quinoa (quinoa)
Lineage: Eukaryota; Viridiplantae; Streptophyta; Magnoliopsida; Caryophyllales; Amaranthaceae
Product: mitochondrial fission protein ELM1-like
Exons: 10
Coding region: 722-2047 (441 amino acids)
Biological process (GO): mitochondrial fission
Cellular component (GO): mitochondrial outer membrane
Source: RefSeq, a predicted model, not a curated record
GUAUUCCUAGCAUUGAAGAACCCAAAUAAGGCACCAAAAGAAGUGAAGAACCUAAUCCUUAAUAUCGUUCAAAUAUAUUUAUUUUUGUUGCUGUUAUGUUCUAAGUCUGUAGUCACUAGAGCUCAUAAUCUAACCAAUGCAGCUAGAAGAGGGAGGAAAUACAAUUUUCUCAACUUGAGAAAUGUUGUAUGUUUCUCAAAGGGUAUUUUCAUCUGUUUGGUAAAAUAAGCAAGGUUAUUUUCGUUUUGGCCUUGUAUAGUUGUAUCUCUAGUUCUCUACCAAAAAAAAAAAAAAAAAAAAAAAAAAAAAAAGAGAAGAAAAGUAAGGCAACAAUUACAAGUACUCCGUAGUAAAAAGAUAAAAAAAGUUGUUCUCAUGAAUGUAAAAUCGCCAACAAAGUUGUUUAAAAUAACAUAAUAUUGCAUACUUUCUAUAAUGAAAGAAAACUAUCGUAAGGUUCACCAGGUCUCUCUUUCCUUCCAACCCUCCCCUCACAUAUUUUCCCUAAUAAUCGAAAAUUUUCCAAUCGCCAUAUACCAGAAACGAUUAAAGCUUCAAUUUAGCAGAUUUAACAUUGAAUUCACGCCAAUUCAUCCUUCAACAAGAAAUACCGGGUGCAAAGCCCUUCAAUUUCUUCAAACAUCUAUGAAUCUGCUGUAGAAUUGGAAUCAACUUGAAUAUUUGCAUCCAAUCGUUCAUUCAUUAUCAUCAGUUUGCUGAAAUGAGGCCAAUUAGGCUUCCUGAACCUCCCACUAGUCCCAGGGGCAUGCCGGAGAUCUUCGAAGGAGGUGUUUUUGGUGUAAUUCGACGUGCCGUCAUUAUCGGCAAUGGAUUCCCAGGUGCAGAAAACCAGUGUGUUGGCUUGGCUCGUGCUCUUGGGCUCUCCGACAACCACCUCUUCUAUCGUGUUACAAGGCCCAGAGGAGGAAUCAAUGAGUGGCUUCAUUGGCUUCCUGUUUCGCUCCAUAAGAAAUUGGAUUACAUCAUUAGACAAAUGAGUGUUUAUUCACAUUUUUGGUUUGCGUCAAGAGAGAAGAAAUCUAUUUCCCUUUCUUCAACUACCUUUAGCAGUGUUGGCUUAUCAUCUGUUUGGGAAGCUGAUGUGAAGCAGAUAGUGAGCAUGGCCCAUAAAACUUUUGAAAAGGAUGGCCCUUUAUUGGUGAUUGCAUCUGGAAGGGAUACAAUAUCUGUUUCUAGCUCCAUCAGACAGCUGGCAUCUGAUUAUGUGUUUGUUGUACAGGUUUGCUGUUGGUGUUUCCUCUCUGCCUUCCAACUUUGUGACUUUCUUAUUCAACAUCCAAGAACACGUUUAGAUAGAUUUGACAUGGUUAUUACACCUCGUCAUGAUUACUAUCCUUUAACUCCUGAAGCACAAGAGCAGAUUCCUCAGUUUCUCCGACCAUGGAUUACUCCACGUGAACCACCUGGUAGGAAUGUGGUCCUCACUGUUGGUGCUUUGCAUCAAAUUGAUUCUGCUACCCUACGAAGUGCAGCGAAAACAUGGCAUGAUGAGUUUGCUUCUCUGUCUAGGCCAUUGCUUGUUGUCAAUAUUGGGGGCCCCACAAGCCAUUGUCGAUAUGGUGCUGAUCUUGCGAGACAACUGAUAGUAUACUUACAGAAUAUUCUUUUGAGCUGUGGUACCAUAAGAAUAUCUUUUUCAAGAAGGACCCCAGAGAAGGUUUCCAAGAUCAUAUUGAAAGAAUUUGGAGAUCAUCCUAAAGUUUACAUAUGGGAUGGUGAAGAGCCAAAUCCACAUCUAGGGCAUCUAGCUUGGGCCGAUGCUUUUGUCAUCACUGCAGACUCAAUCAGUAUGCUGAGUGAGGCUUGCAGCACCGGGAAGCCUGUUUAUGUGAUUGGAUCUGAGCGUUGUAAGUGGAAAUUUGCAGACUUCCACAAUACCCUCAAGGAGAGAGGCCUUGUUAGGCCCUUUACUGGUUCCGAGGAUUUAACAGAGAGUUGGAGCUAUCCUCCACUCAACGACACUGCUGACGCUGCCUGUAAGAUACACCAAGCACUUGCUGAACGUGGAUGGACUUUGCGAGCAUAGAGGAGCUCCUAGGCAGUUGUGGCUCUUUGUUUUAAGUUCAAUCUAUUCUUUAACAAUUUGUCUAAUUAUUCCACACAUAUGGGAGCAGAGGUGAUGAUUUAUUACAUAUUGGUUUUUGGCAUGUUAAUAUGUAUGUUCUUUUUUGUAUGGUUAGUGUUUACUGAAGUUAGCGGCCUGUAAAAAUACAAGAGGGACGUUUGUCAAAAAAGAAAAAAUAAAUACAAGAGGAACACUUAUUUUAAAAUUAUUGUAUUGAAUGCUUUACACAGUGUCUCAAAGGGGCACAUAUUCAUAUGUGAUAUGAGGAGUUUUGUGGUAUUCCAAUUA